AUGACCACCGUUAAAGGACACUGCCACUGUGGCCAGACAGAGUUCACUGUUAAGAUGGAGUCUCUCAGUCAUAUUCUCUGCCACUGCGAUGCUUGCAAAGUGAUUAACGGCAGUGAUUAUACCCUAAACCAGAUUGUCCCCAAGGAGAAUUUUGAACUCACAAAGGGCAACUUGGGCUCAUAUACAUAUGCCGGCGAUUCGGGAAACCCCGUACACUGCUUCUUCUGCCCCAAUUGCACAACCCACAUCUACCAUCACCAGACCGUUGCCGGACCUAAAUACGUCAUCCGAACCGCCUCAUUGGAAGGUGCCAAGGAGUGGCAAGUGGCUGCAGAGAUCUAUGCGAUGAAUAACAUCAAAUGGCAACCUACUAUUGCUGAGGCUGAUCAUGUCUUCCAGCUGACUCCGCCAUCGUAA
Molecule: messenger RNA, 417 nt
Organism: Paracoccidioides lutzii Pb01
Exons: 3
Coding region: 1-417 (138 amino acids)
Molecular function (GO): carbon-sulfur lyase activity
Source: RefSeq, a predicted model, not a curated record